CGGGGAAGAUGGCUGCCGCCCGCGGGCCCGACGAGGACCAGGAGCACGUGACGGGCGCCAAGGUCCUGGCCCUCGCCCUCAAGGAGCAGAAAGUGGAGUACGUCUUUGGCAUCGUGGGCAUCCCCGUGACAGAAAUAGCACUCGCCGCCCAAGAGGUGGGCAUCAAGUACCUAGGGAUGAGGAACGAGCAGGCGGCCUGUUACGCUGCCUCUGCUGUGGGAUAUCUUACAGGCAGGCCAGGAGUAUGCCUUGUCGUUUCUGGCCCCGGGCUCAUCCACGCACUGGGUGGAAUGGCAAAUGCAAACAUGAAUUGCUGGCCUGUGAUUGUGAUUGGUGGCUCAUCGGACAGAAAUCAAGAGACAAUGGGAGCCUUCCAGGAAUUUCCUCAGGUUGAAGCUUGUAGGCUCUACAGCAAGUUUUCUGUCAGGCCGAGCAGUGUGGAAGUUAUUCCCUCAGUCAUAGAAAAGGCAGUAAGAAACAGCAUUUACGGUCGCCCAGGUGCUUGCUAUGUUGACAUCCCUGGAGACUUUGUGAAUCACAACGUGGCUGUGAGUUCUAUAAAAUAUGUUGAAUGCUGCUUGCCACCUCCCAUCAGCAUGGCGGAUGCAUCUGCAAUUUCUGAAGCAGCCAACAUUAUUAGAAAUGCCAAACGACCGCUUCUGAUCAUUGGGAAAGGUGCUGCUUAUGCCUGUGCUGAAGAGAACAUCCGAAAGUUUGUGGAGCUGUGUGGCUUGCCAUUCUUACCCACUCCUAUGGGCAAGGGAGUUGUUCCUGACAACCACCCAAACUGUGUAGCUCCAGCCAGAUCCAGAGCUUUGCAGCAUGCUGAUGUAAUCAUAUUACUUGGUGCCAGGUUAAACUGGAUUUUGCAUUUUGGACUCCCUCCCAGAUAUCAACCAGAUGUUAAAAUUAUCCAGGUUGAUAUCUGUGCAGAAGAGCUGGGGAAUAAUGUAAGGCCCGUAGCAGCUCUGCUAGGUGAUAUAAAUGCUGUCACUGAACAGCUUUUAGAUUAUUACGAGAAAAGACCGUGGAAAUAUCCUCCAAAUACUGAGUGGUGGGAGACUCUGAAAGAGAAGAAGAAGAGCAAUGAAGAACUAUCCAAGAAACUGGCAUCCCAGGUAUCUCUGCCUAUGAAUUAUUACACUGUGUUCCACCAUAUUCAACAACAACUGCCAAAAGAUUGUAUAAUAGUAAGCGAAGGAGCAAAUACAAUGGAUAUUGGACGUACUGUGCUUCAGAACUACCUUCCUCGUCAUAGACUUGAUGCUGGCACAUUUGGGACGAUGGGAGUUGGCUUGGGUUUUGCCAUUGCAGCUGCAGUGGUGACUAGAGAUCGAAACCCAGGGCAACAGGUAAUCUGUGUGGAAGGAGACAGUGCCUUCGGAUUCUCGGGUAUGGAGGUGGAAACCAUCUGCAGGUAUAACUUGCCAAUACUCAUUAUUGUGGUCAACAAUAAUGGAAUUUACCAAGGUUUUGAUGCCAGUACCUGGAAGAAUAUAUUAAAACUUGGAGACACUACCAUUGUGGCACCUCCUGUUUCUCUCCUGCCCAACUCCCAUUAUGAGCAGGUUAUGACUGCUUUUGGGGGCAAGGGAUACUUUGUUCAAACACCACAGGAGUUGCAAAAUGCCCUGAGAGCAGGUUUAAAAGAGAAGACUGUGCCUUCUCUUAUCAAUGUCAUGAUUGAGCCUCAAGCCAGUCGAAAGGAACAGGAUUUUCACUGGCUCACCCGUUCCAACAUGUGAGUGAAGAUGGGCCGUGUCCCUCCAACAAGACGACAUCCAUUUUACAAACCAGUGAUACCGAAAUUUUUAAAAAUUCACUAAAAAAAAUAAGGCAACAUUUUUAGAAUCAGGUAUUUUAGAUACAAAUUAUUUUUGGAGUCUGUUUACCCGGUUUUAUUUUUUUCAGAAUAUCCAUUUGCCACCGCAAAAAAAGACAGAGCACCAUUUAUUUGAGAAGCAGUGUGGCUUAGUGGAAAGAGCCCGGGCUUAGGAGUCAGAGGU
Messenger RNA from Tachyglossus aculeatus (Australian echidna), 2006 nucleotides. RefSeq names its product 2-hydroxyacyl-CoA lyase 1 (gene HACL1). The transcript is spliced from 17 exons. Gene Ontology annotation, biological process: fatty acid alpha-oxidation. Lineage: Eukaryota; Metazoa; Chordata; Mammalia; Monotremata; Tachyglossidae. Gene Ontology annotation, cellular component: peroxisome. The coding region runs from base 9 to 1745 and encodes 578 amino acids. Gene Ontology annotation, molecular function: thiamine pyrophosphate binding; catalytic activity; magnesium ion binding. The record is from RefSeq and is a predicted model, not a curated record.